GUCUGAGAGGCUAAAUUUAAUGUUUUAGACAACAAGUGUCCUCGCGCAAGGAUACAAGAGCAGGUGUGGGCUGGUGGGAGGUGCGCUUGCAAGCAUGAGAAACGAAUCUCACAUUCUCAGGACAGUCAUUCAACUUCGCCGCUCAGGGUGAAUAAAUAUGCUAGUAGAAAGGUGGUGGCUGAUUUUGGCCUUGGAAUGUAUUAUGUGCAUCUACAGCAAGCCCUUACAGCAGAAGAGAAGGUGUUUUUUUCAAAUAACAGAAAGUACAAAGCAUAACUACAGGCAGAAUAAGAAAUACACUGCUGCAGGCAGUGUGAGCGGGUCAGUGCAAGUUUGUGAGACCACGGACUGUUGCGUGGGCUACUACCGGAUCAUUAACGGCACACCAAAAGCUGACAUUCUUGCUUGUGACAGAAUUGAAAAGUCAUGCCCAGAUGAAACCUGCAAGGCACAAACACGCAUCAACAAUCAAUUCUUGACGUGCAUGUGCAACACAGACCUCUGCAAUGGCAACAUUACUUGGGGAAAAGAACAGACUUCACACCCCUACUCUUAUUUUUCAGUCGUCUUCAUGAAAAAGGCUGUGAAACCUCUGGUUGGGAUUUUGCUCUUUAUGUGUUUCUGGAUCGUUGCUGCUCAAUGGAGAAGUUGCCUAAAAAAGAAAAAGAAGAAUCUACAGUCCCCCAGUCAUGAUUACCACAUCCGACCCUCCUGUUCCUGCCAAAUGACAAAAACCUCUGAGAUCGACAUCAGUCAGAUCGAGCUACAGCAGAUUGUGGGCCGAGGGCAUUUUGCAACUGUUUUUCAAGGGACAUACCAGGGCUCUGUGGUGGCUGUCAAAUUUUUACCUGCAGCCUAUGAACAUAAUUUUAACACAGAAAAGGAGAUUUAUGAGCUACUGCUGUCAAAGCAUACCAGCAUUGUGAACUUUCUCGGUGCUGGGAGGAAACCAGAUGACAAAAGCUGGUUCAUCGUGCUGCAGUUUGCUGAAUAUGGAUCUCUUCAUUCCUUUUUGUCAAAACAAACCACAAGCUGGAUGUUCUCACUGAACCUGUGCCAGUCGCUAUCACAGGGACUUUCCUAUCUCCACUCUGACCUUCUCAGCCAUGAUUUGCACAAACCUCCUGUGGCCCACAGAGACCUCAGCAGCUCCAACGUGCUGGUGAAGGCGGAUGGUACCUGUGCCCUGUGUGAUUUUGGAUGCUCCACCAUUCUGCGUUCUUGUUCAGAGCCUUACCGCAGGCACAACCAGAAUAAAAACACAAAGUGUAUUCAACUGGGCACGCUGCACUACAUGGCUCCUGAGAUCCUGGAAGGCUUUGUGAACCUGAACGAAAGCAUGUUUCUCAUGCAGGGUGACGUUUACGCUUUGGGUCUGCUGCUGUGGGAGAUCUGGAUGUGCUGCUAUGAUUUAUUUGAAGGCGGAGCUGCACCACAGCAUCUUUUGCCAUAUGAACUAGAGCUGGGAAGCAAUGUAACACUGGAGAGCCUCAUGCUGUACGUGUCCUAUAUGGACAAAAGACCCUGUAUACCUGAACACUGGGAACUGCUACCACAGGGAGCUGUGCUGAGGGAGCUCCUGGAGGAUUGCUGGGACAGUGAUUCAGAAGCCCGACUGACAUCUCACAGUGUUGUGGAAAGAAUAACCUCUCUUCAGUCUUCUUACUCUCUGUGACUUCUUUUUCUGUUGUCUUUUCAGGUAGACAUGAUUUUGUACUGCUUUCCUUCAGAAACCUUUUUCUGCAUCAGCUGCCAUAAUGAUCUCUUAUCUGGCAGUUCUGAUAUAAAGUGAACUCUGAUAGCAUUACUCAGCAGGCUCAUAGGCAUUUCUGUCCCAGUUUACUCAGAGCUAUACUGACAAGGAAACUGAAUUUCAUCUCAUUAAUACCACUGACGCCUUACUUCAGCAGGAACUGGUUUCACUGUUUCUUUUAAAGCCCACAGGAUUUGUGUUUCUGCUAUGGAAAGCCCUGUGGUAUAUAUUACAAAAGAGAAUCGACCAAAGUAGCAGCCAUGCAAGUUCAAAACAUCUCAGAAAUGCAACAAAUAUCACCCAAAAAGCAAAUGUUUCAUACGCAUAAACUCAAUUUAAAUUGAACCUCUCCCUAAACGGUCACUCCUAAAAAAACGAAAAAGAAAAAAGAUAAGAUCAGAGCGUUUCCUUUGUUUCUUACUAAAUAUUCCAUGAUCAACUGUAAGUGGGAUUAUUGGAAAGUGCAAGUAUUUAUUUCAGUUUUAAAUUUCAGGCUAAAUCAAAUUUUUAGGUCUUCAAACAAAGAAACAUGAAAUUCAUGUUUUAUUGACAUUUAUUCUUCAUUAACUUCAGUAUCUCAAUGAUUGAGUGCUGUUUACUAAGUUACUGUUACUGUUGAAGUUACUAAGUAACUGUUGAAUCCCAGGAGACUCCCCCAGUGCAUAUAUCUUACACUGUGUAACUUAGCUGCCUUUAAAUUAAUGUGCAUAAUGUUACCUUUUUAAUCCCAUUUAUCACUUAUGAAAGAGAGGAUGGCAACAGGGACAAACUCCAAGCGUACGCCGUUUGACUGCUGUGGCUGGGCUUUGAAGGUGAUGCAGAAUACCAAAUAUAAUAUUCAUUUAAAAAUGUGUAAUCAAGGAAACUUAUGAAUUAGAGAAUUUUCAUUUAUUAAAUUAAUUAUAAAGAUUCUUUUAAAACUGACCACUAGAUGUCACUGUUCACUCACAUCUAUUUGUUUCCAGUGGAAACAAUGGAUUGUGAUCUCAUCACAAAUCUAUUCUCAACACUACAACAAGGAAAAAAGCCAGCAUGUUCAACAUGUGGCCACAUUCUUCUGGCUUACACUUGAAAUAUAUUUAUUUAAGCAUUUCGUUGUUUAAACUUUUGAAUUCAACUGAAAUGUUGUUUUCAUGCAAAAAUGUCACUGAUGUUUCAGAGAUGCAUGCUCAUGCCUCAGCAGCAUGUCUUUUGAUCUCCAACCUUCAACCACAAGUUUAAAACUGUUUCUUUGGCAUUGCCUUAUUGUAUGCUGCAUGCACUGAAUUCCAGUAUGUAACUGUCAUUACAAAUGUUGCUGUGAUUAAGUCAAAAGUUUGCACAAAGCUCCAAAAAUAAGACUUUAUGUGUCAUCAAAUUUUAACAACAGUAGAGAAACAAAUGAGAAAGAAAUAUUUGAACCAGUAUAAUAUGCUUGUGGUGGGUAACCCAACGAAGGAGUCAGUCGAGGAUGAAUAAGUUUAACAAUUUCCAAAAAUCCACAAAGAACAGUAAACCUCAUUUUAACCCCUGUCCUACUUUUAAGCCCACUUUCUGUUAGUGUUCUUUUGAUGUUACCAACCACAAAAGCCAGAGACGUCAUGUACUGCAGUCUAAUGGUCUUGCAGAUAUUCUGGGUGAUUUAGUCAUGCACGGAAACAUCUACUAGAGAGCUCACAGUUAUGCUGGUGUCCUGCCUGAUGCGGUUUCAUUAGAACUAACAAAAGCGUUUCUUUUAAUAAAGCAGCAGAGCCACUGUGGUAUUUUAAAAUGCUAUAUCUUCAGUUUCAAACACAUUGCUUUCCUCAAAAUAUCUUGUAGCUGUGAACUCCUCGUCCAGCAUACGAUAAAGCUCAGUCCUUUCAGCUGAAACUGCUACUGACACUAAUGAUUAUUUGGAAUAACUUGUAGUUUCCACUUUUUUAAACUCACCUUG
Haplochromis burtoni (Burton's mouthbrooder) is the source of this 3668-nucleotide messenger RNA. RefSeq names its product bone morphogenetic protein receptor type-2. Gene Ontology annotation, cellular component: signaling receptor complex; plasma membrane. The transcript is spliced from 11 exons. Gene Ontology annotation, molecular function: ATP binding; transforming growth factor beta receptor activity. Gene Ontology annotation, biological process: protein phosphorylation; BMP signaling pathway; cellular response to growth factor stimulus. The coding region runs from base 158 to 1675 and encodes 505 amino acids. Lineage: Eukaryota; Metazoa; Chordata; Actinopteri; Cichliformes; Cichlidae. The record is from RefSeq and is a predicted model, not a curated record.